Molecule: messenger RNA, 3210 nt
Organism: Pygocentrus nattereri (red-bellied piranha)
Lineage: Eukaryota; Metazoa; Chordata; Actinopteri; Characiformes; Serrasalmidae
Gene: frmd3
Product: FERM domain containing 3
Exons: 14
Coding region: 1-1812 (603 amino acids)
Cellular component (GO): cytoskeleton
Molecular function (GO): cytoskeletal protein binding
Source: RefSeq, a predicted model, not a curated record
AUGAAAAUGAAGAUGCUUCGCCUCCGGAGCCCCAGCGUCUCCUCGCUCGGCCCCGAGCUCCGCUGCACGGUGCGCCUCCUGGACGACUCCGAGAUCUCCUGCAGCAUCCAGAGAGACACAAAAGGGCAGUUUCUACUGGAUCAUGUGUGCAACCACUACAGUCUGCUGGAGAAGGACUACUUUGGCAUCAGAUAUGUGGACCCAGAGAAGCAGAGGCACUGGCUGGACCCCAGCAAACCUGUGGUCAAACAGAUGAAAUGUCAGCAGCCCUACACCAUGUGCUUUCGGGUCAAGUUCUACCCCCAGGAGCCGAUUAAGAUCAGGGAAGAAUUGACAAGAUACCUGUUGUACCUCCAGCUGAAGAGAGAUCUGUACCAUGGCAGACUCCUGUGUCCGUUUGCAGACGCUGCUUACCUUGGAGCCUGUAUAGUUCAAGCUGAGCUCGGAGACUAUGAUGCAGAUGAGCAUCCAGCUGACUACAUCAGCGACUUCAAGCUGUUCCCCAAGCAGAGCCUCAAACUGGAGCGCAAGAUCAUGGAGAUCCACCAGAAUGAGCUGAGGGGUCAGUCUCCAGCCCUGGCUGAACUGAACCUGCUUCAGAGAGCUCACACACUCGACACGUAUGGGGUCGACCCACAUCCCUGCAAGGACUUCACAGGGACAACAGCAUUUCUUGGAUUCACUGCCCGGGGCUUCAUGGUUUUCCAGGGAAACAAGCGGAUCCACUUGUUGAAAUGGGCUGAUGUCAGCAAAUUUAAGUUUGAAGGAAAAACAUUUUACGUGAUUGGAGUACAGAGAGAGAAGAAACUUGUUUUGACAUUCCACACCUCCACACCAGCAGCCUGUAAACACCUUUGGAAAUGUGGCGUGGAAAAUCAGGCAUUUUACAAAUGUGCAAAAUCGAGUCAGAUUAAGACCGUCUCCAGCAGCAGUAUAUUUUUCAAAGGGACCAGAUUUCGCUACAGUGGUCGUGUUGCUAAAGAGGUGAUAGAAGCCAGUUCAAAGAUCCAGAGAGACCCUCCGGUCGUUCACAGGUCUCAGUUGGGCCAGAGCAGGAGCUAUAACUCCCUCAGCCAUAAACAACUCAUAAUGAACAUGGAGCCUCUACUACCAGCACUGAGCUCAACCAAGGAACACAGGGACACCUCCGCGGAUAAUGGCCUGCUGGCUCUGAAAGACUCCGUUCACCUAUCUCCCCUGAAGUCGUCCGUCACACCAGAAGAGGUGGAGCUGGAGGAAAGAGACAAUCAUGUCCACGAGCUGGGAGAGGAGGAGUCGGCCAUUACUGGGACGGGAGCAGAGGUAGAGAGGAGAGAGCAGGAGGUAGAGGAGGGUGAGGAAAUGGGUUCUCUCACCAUUUCUGACAUGGCCUAUAGCCCAUGCGCCAGUAUGCUCCCCACUCCUGUAGAAGAAGGGCAGGGCGGAGUGGACUUUCUAUUCCAAAGCCCUGGCCGCUUGCUGAAAGAACUCCACGCUGACCCCGAAAUGCAGGCGGAGCUUCAGGCCGAGAGGGAGCGGGAAUUGGCCAGAGAGGCCCUCCGUCAGUCGCUGUGCAGCCCGUCCAGUGGACGGCAGCAGCUUGGUGCCUGCAUCCGCAGCGCCGCCCGCCUGGUUGCUGCAGCUACAGUCAUCCUCCUGAUCUUACUACCCCUGCUGCUGGUGUUGCUGGAGUCUGACUUGGACGUCUCCUUCCUGCAGGACAUCCGCCAGACACCUGAAUUUGAGCAGUUCCAUUACGAAUACUACUGCCCCUUGCGCAGAUGGUUCCUCUGCAAGCUUGAGCUCCUGAUGGAGCAGCUGUGGGGAGACUGAGGCUAAUAUCUAACGGCUAAUGGCCCUCCAUCAGCAGGGAUGAACUAACGGGACAUGGGGGGAGGGUGGGUGAACUGAAGAGGAAGGAAGGUUUGGUCUCAUCCAUCACGCUGUUUCUUUCAACUCACACCUCAAGGCCGGAUUCACCCCUAAUUAUAACCGGAUGCAAAGCCAUGAAUGGGUGGAUAUUACAGAAACUGCAAGUGCAACUGAGUUGUAAGCGUCAGAUUUUCAUUAAGUUUUGAGUUGCAGUAUUGUAGUGGUAGCAGUGUAAAACAGAUCAUUUGUAGCAGAAAUACGCAGUUAAGCUUCAGAUGUCCGAGGGUUAGUAGCGUUUUAUAAUAAUGAAAGGUUAUCUAGUUCUGAUUAACUUAAUAACCAGUAGCUAUAUCCAUGUUAUGAAGAACUAGAGAACUACAAGCUACAUUUUCACGCUUUCCAUAACAAGUGUACAUAUCCCUACAUCAGUUCAUUUUUUCAGGCCUGCGCUCACUGUCGCAUCAACAGCUUCGUUCAUAAAAUAGAAUGGGGCUCACAAGACUGAGACAAACCUUCCCUUCCUCCAUAAAGCCACAGCCUUUAGACUCAUCUGUGUGUUUAAAACGAGAGUAAGGGCAAGAGAGAUGUACUGAAACUUAAUCUGUUUUUAAAAUUUUAUACAUUUUUAUGUAAGCUUACUAUUACUGGUAUUUUUCAGCAAGAAAACCUGAGUUAUCUUAUUUAAACAGAUUUAUUCUGGCUGGGUGUUUGGAGAGAAGCGAAAUAUUUUUAUCGAUGAAUACACUUAUAUGACCUCAGUGGGUCUUGAUGUGGGUUUUCUUAUACGGAAUAGCACAAUAUUUAAAAUAAAAGACUUCUUUUUUCAGAUUACCUGAUGUCAUAUGCAGAUGUUGCUCGGAGAAGAUUGAGAGGAUGUGUGUGCAGUUGAAUGAAUAUCAGGUUAAGAAAGGUCAAAGACAGUUCACCUCUGUGUGAGGUGUAGAAUUAGUUCAAAGAUGGAUCACCGUGCAUUACGUUUCAAUGAACUGUAAUGGAAAGAAACAAAUGCAAAGAUUAUACUGAACUGAAAUGAUCCAGAUUACUUCAACAAAUUUUAAUGUAAAGCGAUUCAGUCUAGUGGAGGUGGUAGUACAAGGGCUAAUGACAUUUCUAAUAAACUACAUUAUACAGAGAGAAAACGAAAACAUAUACCACUGUACAUGCAAUCCCUAAUCACUUACAGUGCUGUGCAAAAGUCAGAGACCACCCUUUCAUUUAUAUUCCUUUUCAGUCAUUAAGAACAAGUUAUUAAUUUUACGCAUCAGGAAAACAAGAAAUGUAUAACAGAAAUAUAUUUAACAGAAAAUUACACUGAAAACUCAACAAUUUAAUAUAAUAUAAAACAUUAUGUAUUUAAUG